Molecule: messenger RNA, 2445 nt
Organism: Acytostelium subglobosum LB1
Lineage: Eukaryota; Evosea; Eumycetozoa; Acytosteliales; Acytosteliaceae
Exons: 3
Molecular function (GO): protein binding
Source: RefSeq, a predicted model, not a curated record
UCAAUCAUGUCAACAACAAAGAAGUUAAAUAUGUUUGAUCAACAACCAAAGCAAGGACAACAACAACCUCAACAACAACAAUCAUCAUUGUUGUCACCAUCUCAACUUUCGACGUCACCAUCAUCGUCGUCGUCAUCCCAACAAAAGAGUUGGGCAACGCUCUCGUUGAGUCAGCUGUCCCAACAGACUGCCAACAUGCCCUCAUACCAACCCUCGCAUCUCCAGCAGCAGCAUCAGCCACUACAGCAGUUCAGCAUGAACAACAGCAACAACAACAACAACAACAACAACAAGCCAUAUCUACAUCAACAACAGCAGCAGCAACCACAUCAUCAGCAUCAACAUCAUCAGCAACAGCAGCAGCAGUUUGUGCGUAGGAGUUUUGGCGGCGGAGAGUUUGGCGGCAGACACACCUCAGACACACAGUCGCCCUCAAAGAUCCAAUCCUACUAUGGCAAUGCCAAGCAGUAUCAUCAGCCUGGCUCUGGCGGCGGAUUCGUCUCGUCCACAUCCUCGUCGUCUUCGUCGUCGUUGUCGUCAUCGUCAUUGUCGUCUGUGGGCACCUCCUCGCAAAAGAUACGAUACUCCAAAGAGGACAUGCUCAGUAUCUACAAUCCCAGUGUGAGGGUGCCCGACACGUUGGCCCCUCACUCUCAGAUCCUGAACGAGGAGAUGCAGCAGCCAGUCAACUUCACCUUCACCUACGAGGGCAAGAGGAUGCCGCGGUUGAACAACUCCUCCGGGGGUAUCAACGCUCAGCGACAACCGCGUAAGGAUCUUGAUGGCACUGGCAGGGGCAGGAGGGAUGAGAAUGGCCAGUCAAAAGGAAAGUGGGGCUCUGGUGCCAACUCAAUGUCGUGGAGGAAGGACGACGAUAGGAAGAAUGCCAUGUGGUUCUAUCUGGACCCUCAGAACGAGACGCAAGGCCCAUUCCCCAGCCAUGGAAUGGACGAUUGGCACAAGGCCGGCUACUUCACGCCAACCCUCAAAGUAAAGCAUGGGGAGGAUGGCGUGUUUGUCGAGCUGCGCCGACUGCUGUUGCGCUGCGGCACCGACACGCCCUUCACCACGAUGGCCUCCUACCCGGACCUGAGGGACCUGCUGGAGGACGAGCACGACACUGACGACCACGGUGUCGACACUGAUGAAGACGGACUCGUCGGCCAAGACGACGACGAUGAGUUGGAGGACGAGAAGAUCCUCCAUGGUGUGUUGCAUGAUGAGCCACCAAAGACCAAGGUGAAGCAGCAGCAGACCUCGCCCCCAGCUCAACAACUGCCUCAGGCGGCCGCCCUCCAGCAGCAGCAGCCGGCUCAGCAACCCUUCUCCCAACAACUAUUCAACAAUGCUCCACAAACAGCAGCAUACCCACAACAGCCACAGCAACAACCACAACAGUUCCCUGGUGUUGACAUCCCCGCCGAGGGUGACAUCAUGCAGAGGUUGUCUGCGGCCCAGUUCCAAAGACAACAGCAACAGCAACAACAGCAGCAACACGGUCUGAUGAUGGGCGCAGGAGGCGACCCCGCCACCAGCAUGUUUGGAUCAGGUGGACUGAAUCCAGAGGCUGAGGUGUACCAGAAGUACCUGCUGAUUGAGCAGCAAAAGACCGAGAUCAACUUACAUCAGAUUGUUGAGCAGCAGCAGAAGGCUGAGGAGAAGCUCAAGCAGUACUAUGAGGCCAACCCGGCACAGCAGGGCCAACCCAUCCCCGCUCCCAUCCAGCAGUUGCAGCAGUUCUAUCACACGUGCCAACAGCAGCAACAGAUGUUGACACAGAAGUACUUCCAGUUGAAGUACAUGAGCUCCCUCCAGUACUCCAUGCCUAUGUUCAGCCCACUGCAGAUCCAGCAACUCUUCCAACAACAGCAACAACAGGCACUCUUCCAGCAGCAGCAGCAACAUCAACAACAACAACAGCAACAACCACUUGGCCAGCAACUCGCUCCACAGGAGGUCAAGCAACAGCCACAGCAUGUUCAGGGUGCACCUCUAGAUCAACAACACGCACUCAAUCUGUCGCAACAGCAUGCUGAGCAACAAGUUCCAACCCACGAGGAGAAGGAGACUGAGGAGGAUGUUGAUGUUGACAAUCAUCAGGAGCAACAGGCAUUUGAGCAAAAGCCAGUCACAAUCAAGCAAAAGACCACCCAACCAAAGGCAGACUUUGUCAAGUGGUGUCACCAGCAAUUGAAGCCACUCACUGACAUGGAUGUUGCCACCGUCACUGAGCUCCUGUGCAGUUUGAAGACUGAGUCUGAGAUCAGAGAGACCGCCAAAGAGUGUUUGGGAUACUCGACCGAGGCCACCAACUUUAUCAACGACUACUUGCUUGCCAGAAGUGACGAGCCAGGCCUCCAGUUCGAGGCAUCCUCCUUCAUUACCAUCCCAUCCAAGGGCAAGCCCAAGUCAAACCAGUCCAAGCCAAAGGGAAAGGGCAAGAAG